AUGACAACAAGAUAUACGGCAGCAGAAAAGGGUAAAGCCCUUGCUAGUAACCCUCCAUCUCUAGGACCACCACGACUCCGCAUGCGAGCUCCCGACUUUGAUCCUACAGACCUAAUCAAGGAGAACUCUCUGACCUUGGUGGGACGAUUGACAAAUACAAGGGAACAAAGGAUGAGUGCUGUUCUACCUUACCUUGCGAGAAAAUGGAACUUGGACGUUUCUUCAGGCUCAGACCUAGGCAACGGCUGCUUCCAGUUCCGUUUCAACAGAGAGGAAGACUUAAGAGACACCCUCCACAACAGACCCUAUCAAUAUGGCAGGUGGAUGAUUAUAAUCCAAAGAUGGGAACCGGUUAUCUCGCAAACGUUUCCUUCCCAGAUCCCUUUCUGGAUCUCGCUUAGAGGCAUUCCUCUUCACUACUGGCACGAAAAGGUGGUGCGCAACAUAGGGCUCGAACUAGGAGAACUGGAGACGUACGAAGUAACCAAAACCUUAGCUCGGGUUCGAGUGAUAGUAGAUGGCCUCAAACCACUGAUAAUGGAGGCAGCUAUGGAUUACGAUUCAGGAGAGGAAAGCAUUAUCUCAUUGGAAUAUGAAAACUUAGGUAACCAUUGUUCUCACUGCUACCGUCUCUCCCAUCUACAUUCCCAAUGCCCAGAGAGAACCACUACUGCUCCCCUCCGAACAGAGGACUUUGUCUCAGAGCAACUAAAGGACCAAAGAUCCUCCACACCCCCUCAGCCAAAAGCCAGAGAAACAAGAGAACCAGUUGAGCGUCACAACAAGCCGUUCCAACAACGCUUGGACCGACACGGGCGAGCCUUUGGUAAUAGAAUCUCCUCUACUACUUUGCACCCCCCGGGACCGCGCAACAAGCUAGCACCAAGUUCAUUCUACCAGAAUAAUCCCCGCACUACACAAAGGCAGAAGGAUAACAACCCCUAUAACUACUCCUCCCCUCCAUACACGAGGCGUCGACAUAACAACCAGGAGGAUAGACAUGGAGAUGGAAGUAGCGGAGAAACCAAGCGCAGAUCCCCUGUUCUCCAGUGGAAAGCUAAAUCACUAUUACUUGAACAUGAAGUUACCCCCCCAAGUGCCCCUUUUCAGCCUCCAAGACAAUCAGUUGGGCGCAACUUGGAAGCUGUAGAUUUCCCACCUAGUCAUGAGCAACCUACAAGAGAAGAGGUGAUGGAAGAGAUUAGAGAGGCUACACUGCAAUACAUAAACUGCCCUGACCCUAUGGAAAGUGCAGCAAGAAAGCAACGGGUUCUGCAGAGUGAGAUGAAUGGAGAGGUAGAAGAAGCAGCUACAAGAAUCCUUCAAGCUUCAACAUCUUCAGGAAUGGCUCGAUCUGAGACAUUACUAAUAGCAGAUGCCUCAAUUGCAGUAGCUCAGGUAGACACAGCAGCUGAUAACUCAGCCAGGCCAGUAAGGAAACGUGGGCGCCCCCCUAAGCCUAGUGAAAGGAGAACUACUGUAAGGGUAAGCCCAAAAACCUACUCCGGCAUGGGCUCAAAGAAGAGAAACUUAGCUCGACUUCAAGGUUCACCGGGGGUAACCUCACGAGCUGGAACUGCACGUGCUGGAACAAGACGGACUACUCAACAAGCCGUAUCAGCCGCAUCAGCCACUACACCACCAAUAGUGUUGAUACCGGCAAGUUCGGGGAAAAAGACGGAUUUUCCUCGGCUAACUCCCGAUCUUCCUUAG
This is a messenger RNA of Brassica rapa (field mustard), 1713 nucleotides long. RefSeq lists its product as uncharacterized. The record is from RefSeq and is a predicted model, not a curated record. Lineage: Eukaryota; Viridiplantae; Streptophyta; Magnoliopsida; Brassicales; Brassicaceae.